AACAGAUGUGUCCCUCUAUGUUAUCCUUUCUCAGAGGAACAGACAGUAAGACGAGCUGGUCUGACCAUCUAACCGUUAGCGAUGACUUAUCUGCCAGACCGCAGCUGACCACACUGUGAAAUAACUCUGAGACUCAUUCAGGUUUUCUUUGCUGAGGAAGUACAGUCCUAUGCUGGAGUACAUGUUUGAACUGAAAGAAGAUUCUGUUAAGAACAUGGAGAGAUCCAUUUUUAUCCUCCUCCUAUGGUGUCAUCUCCAAGGCGUCGGAGGCCAGAGCUGGACCGUGUCUCUGCCCCCGAGUGUGAAGGGUCUGCAGGGUUCCUGUGUGAGGAUCCCCUGCAGUUUCAGGGUGGCGCCGGGAUAUGAAACUUACCUGGACCAUACAUGUGAAGCCCAAUGGUUAAAAGAUUUUAGGCGAGACCCAGUGUUUGACUCCAGCCUCGAAGGAUAUCCAAACCUCUACCAGGGAGCGCUGGUGGGCAAUCUCCUGAACGGAGACUGCACAACCAUCUUCUACAACCUCCCCGCCUUCCAAUCCAAGCUUUUCUUCAGAAUAAAUUGUCCAAACUUUCUCAAAUUCCAAUACACUACUGGCGUUGUGGUCGAAGUUAAAGAUGCAUGGAAACUGGACUUGAAUCCAAAAGGCCGAGUGGAGGCUGUUGAAGGCAGGCCAGUCAUGCUUUCCUGCUCCGCUCAGAUACUCUGUCCUCACCAACCCACGCUGUCAUGGACACCAAGCCUUGGAGACGCCCAGGAGACAGUGGAAGAUGAGCUUGUGACCUCUGUGCUGACCUUCAAUGCCUCCGCGCUUCACCAUCGACAGAGGAUCACCUGCUCCUCCCUCUACAAGCGCCACACAGGACUAAGCGACGCCUCCUUCGAACAAUAUUUGACCAUCAAGGUUUUGUACCGUCCGGACAACGUAUCGGUGGAGUGGCCGUCCAGCCCGGUGCAGGAGGGAAGCUAUGUGCGUCUGAGCUGCAAAGGCUCCGCCAACCCCCCAGCGGACCGCUACGCCUGGUAUCGCUCCCGACUGAACCCAGGAACCGAUCAGGGGCCCUCUGAGGGGCCCCUGGGUUUCAGUCGGUCCAUCAACGUGUCGGUCUCUGCAGACGCUCAGUACUUCUGUGAAGUGGGGAACCCUUACGGAGCGAAGAACACCAGCCUGACCCGGAUGGUCGUCCACUGUGAGUCCACCACCAUGAGCCAUGCCCGGUUGCAGAAUGUUUCUAGCUCCUGGGUGCCUUCAACUUAACAUCGACGCAAAUGUUAUCAAAACUUAUGCUGCAUCAACACAUAAAUCACUCGGUUUACUUCA
Molecule: messenger RNA, 1318 nt
Organism: Gadus macrocephalus (Pacific cod)
Lineage: Eukaryota; Metazoa; Chordata; Actinopteri; Gadiformes; Gadidae
Product: myelin-associated glycoprotein-like
Exons: 6
Coding region: 170-1255 (361 amino acids)
Source: RefSeq, a predicted model, not a curated record